Messenger RNA from Rotaria sp. Silwood2, 1194 nucleotides. The record is from the annotation of a GenBank genome assembly. NCBI's taxonomy places the organism in Eukaryota, Metazoa, Rotifera, Eurotatoria, Philodinida, Philodinidae.
AUGAAUACAUCUAGAAAAUCAUAUAGUUGGCAUUUUGGUAAAUUACCACGAAUACAAGCUGAACAGUUACUUAAUAAUGAAUGUAUUGGAACAUUUCUUAUACGUGAAAGUGAACAUUUUCCAGGAGAUUUAACAUUAUCAAUUAAAGAUGAAACGAAAAUUCAACAUUAUAGAAUUAAAUAUGAUUUAAUAAAUGAAACUUAUACAAUUGAUGAUGAAAUAUUCUUUCCUAAUCUUCAUCUACUUGUUCAGCAUUAUGGAUUUGAUGCUGAUGGUCUAUGCUGUCGUUUAGAAAAACCUUUGAGUAACAAGCGCGAUACUAUUGAUUCGAUGAAAAUAGAAAAAAUAGUACCGCCUACUGUAACGGUUUUAUCGCCAACAUCAUCAAUGAUUGAUUAUAAUGAAUUGCAAAUUGGAAAACUUGUUGGAUCUGGAGAAUUUGCUGAAGUUUAUGAAGGGACAUACAGAAAAUCUCGUGUUGCAGUGAAAAUAUUAAAAGAACCAAAUUCUACCACAAACUUUCUUCAUGAAGCUGAUAUAAUGAGUUCAUUGAAACAUCGAAAUCUCGUGCAACUUUUGGGCAUAGCUCGAAAAUCAGAUAAUGUUAUCUAUUUAGUUACUGAAUUCAUGACUAAAGGUUCACUUCUUCAUUAUUUAACAACGCGUGGUAGAUCAGUGAUUUCUCAAAGCGAUUUAGUUGGUUUUGCUAUUGAUGCAUGUGAAGGUUUAUCUUAUUUGGAGCAAAAUCAUAUUGUUCAUCGGGACAUUGCAGCAAGCAAUGUAUUAAUUGCUGAUGAUAACACAGCUAAGUUAUCAGACUUUGGUUUAGCUAAAUCCUUAGAUACAUCAGGAAAAGAAAAUGGAAAUAAUAUUAUUACAGAAAAAAUAAAAUGUCGAACAAAAUGGACUGCACCUGAAGUACUUGAGUCAAAAAAAUAUACACAUAAAAGUGAUAUGUGGUCUUAUGGUAUUCUUCUUUGGGAAAUAUUUUCUUACGGACGAUGUCCUUAUCCUCGUAUACCUUCUGAUGAUGUUUUGAUCAAUUUAAAACAGGGAUAUCGAAUGGUACCACCAGAUGGUUGUCCAACAGAAAUUGGUGAUAUUAUGCGUCAAGCUUGGCAUGGUGACUCUGAUCGACGACCACCAUUUACCCAAGUACUUGAACGACUUAAACGUGUGAAUAUAUCAUUUUAA